This is a messenger RNA of Cheilinus undulatus (humphead wrasse), 2001 nucleotides long. RefSeq names its product SIN3-HDAC complex associated factor, like (gene sinhcafl). Gene Ontology annotation, biological process: negative regulation of cell migration. Bases 85 to 762 code for a protein of 225 amino acids. The transcript has 6 exons. The record is from RefSeq and is a predicted model, not a curated record. Lineage: Eukaryota; Metazoa; Chordata; Actinopteri; Labriformes; Labridae.
GCAUGCGCAGUCGGUGAAAAGAAUACGACGAAGAUUCAAAGUUUUUGUUCAGUUUUUGUCAUAACACUGAGCAACAGGAAGACUAUGUUCGGCUUUCACAAGUCAAAGAUAUACCGGAGUAAUGACGGCUGUUGCAUCUGCAAGACCAAAUCCUCCAGUUCACGCUUCACAGACAGCAGCCGAUAUGAGGAGACGUUCAGGAUGUGUUUUGGGCUGUCAGAAGAUCGUGUUGGAGACAUUUGCAAUGCAUGUGUGUUACUGGUUAAGAGAUGGAAGAAGCUACCAAAUGGCUCCAAGAAGAACUGGAACCAUGUGGUUGAUGCCAGAGCUGGACCAGGCUUCAAGGUAACAAAACCCAAGAAGAUGAAGAACAGCGAUGGGAAGAAGAAAAGCAAGUUAAAGAAGAUUCAUAAGUUAAAGAGACAAAUAGACUCAGAUGCCCACAGUACAACCUCCAGCGUGUCUCCUGCUCAGUCCCCAAGUUACAGCCAGUCAGAUGAUGGCUCGGACAUCGAAUCAAAACAAAGACGCACAGCUUCCCCACUCUUCUCCUUUUUGGAUCGAUCCUACUGGAAAAGGCAGAAAGUGUGCUGUGGGAUUAUCUACAAGGGGCGGUUUGGAGAAGUGAUUAUUGAUCCUCGACUCUUCAAACCCUGCUGUAGUUCUAAAAAACAGAAGACGCUGGCAUCCACCAAAGUGGCCGCACACCUUCCAGACACGCUUCCUCCACAGCUCCCAGAAGACAUAAAAGAAACAUGGUGACUGCUUUUGUAAAACCCCCCUGUAGGGUUAUCCAUGGCAUCCACCUGGAUUUGUCUCCAGUGGCAGACCUCCCACUUUCUAAUUCGCCCAGUUAUCCCAGUUCAAUGUUUAUUUGAUAUGUCGAAUUCCUUUUCAUAUGGGUAUUUUUUAACUUUUGUAUAGAAUUGAUUUUGUUUUUUAUAUAAAGCAAAAAGAAAAAAAAAUAUUUUGGGCAUUAGUGUUAUUUAUAGGAUGAGGAAUUUUGAUGACACUCCGUUUCUGAGUCUACAUUUUUUACGUUAUUUUGUAAUACGUGAUGUUUUGUAAAUAUUUUGUCGCCUUUUUUAUACAUAUCAGGACUGUUCUUUUUUUUAAAUAUGUUUUCUUUAUUGACCGUCUAAUUGUAAGAGUGCAUCUGAAGACAACAGCUUUUUCUAAUACCAGCUUUUUGCUUGUGUGCGUCGGUGUGUUGGAGUGGUUCUUCGACAUGUCACUGGAUUGCUGUCUUAUCUGUUUGUGCCAUAUUUCACAUUUGAGUCAGUAGAAUUUUCUGGAACACAAAUAGCUUUUGUUUACACAGGAGAUCAUCAGCACAACUGCUUUCUAUGAAUUUAAUGAGCUUUUAUUGUGUGUGUCUGGAUAAGACCCUAUGAUCUCUGACAUUUUUACAGCUUAAGCAUGCAUUAAGUUUGACUCACCCCAUGCAAGCAGUACAUUCCUUUUUUCAGAAUAACAGUGAUUUAUUUAUUUUCUAUGUACAGCCUCCAAUUAAAUCACAAUGCAUGAUGUUUUUUUGUAAAUACACAAUGUUUUGGCAUUUGGUACAUCCAGAUCUUUUACCACUACUUCUGUAAGAAAAAUGUUUUCUGUGUCUAAAAUGUACCAAAACCUUUACAUCCUAGUUAAGCUGUCAAUAAUUCAGCACAUUUUCAUGUCAGAUGUUUUCUGGCUAUUUCUCUCCAGGUGUGCAUAUCUCCAGCCUGUUUAGAAAUAUGUGUAAACUGCAGGGAAAGGUGGCUGCUGUGUCACAGCAACCUUAUCUACUUAAAUGCUGAAGGCAUGCAAUGGUGAGAAGUUGAACAUUUAGAAAACGUAUGACAUGUUUUACGGUUAUCAUGUAUGUUUUUAGUGCAAGUGUUUUUGUGACUGCCAGUGCUGUGAUUUAUCCUCAAAAGCUGUUAAAGUUCAAACUAUGCAGACAUGUUGAAUGUGUGAAGUGCUCUAGGGCUAUCAUUUUGCUAGUAAAGUGAUUGAUCCCUA